GCUGGCGAUCACGCGACCUAUUUUAUAUAAAGUAUAUUAGAAUAAAGAAUUUGGCAUAGUAAAUUUAUCAGCUAAGUGGCCUUCGUAACCAAUAAUAGCGAUAAUUUACAGAGCUGCUGAGCACACAGUGACACAAAUUAGUAUGCGCAAAAAAAAAUCGCUAUUUGAGUAACGAUGAGCCAGCCCUCGAUGGGUCACUCCUCUGAUAACCCCUGCACGACGCCUUCUCAGACCUCCGACACUCUCAGAUGCAAAGAGGACUUCACCCUUCUGCGUCGCGCCAGUCUAUAAAGGCAACUGGCGCACACAAAAGAAACAGUCCAUAUUCGUUCUCCGCCGAUGAUGUUAAUCAUUUACGCGGACGAGAUCACAAUAUCACAUUAGAUCGCACAGCCUCGCCUGCAAUGACACUAAAUAAAUCCAGUAAAGUGUCUUCGAUAUUUUAAAAAUCCCUCCAUUUUUCAAACGCGCACGCGCGGUUCUUUCACUGUGAUUGGUCGUGAAACGGAACGUGAAGGUUCAACAACAUGAGUGUAAUGCAAAACAGUGUCACUGUGACUGUCAGUCGUGCUACGUGCAAUAGCAAAGGGAGCAUGAUUGUUGUGUCGAACAGGCUGCCUUUUAUUCUGAAGAGAAAUGAGACAACCGGUGAAUUAGAGAGAAAGGCCAGCGCCGGCGGUCUGGUGACCGCUGUGGCGCCGGUGGUGAUAAGAGGGAAAGGCAUCUGGGUGGGCUGGCCCGGCAUUCACCUGGACAAUCCAAACGAGAAGAUCCCCGAGUCCGAUCCCAAUGACAAGACGCCGACUGCCGGCCUGCUAUCUAGUAAGAUCGUUGCGAUUCACGCCGAGCCAAAGUUAUUCGACAGUUACUACAAUGGUUGUUGCAAUGGUACUUUCUGGCCUCUGUUCCACUCCAUGCCAGAUCGAGCAACAUUCAUCGUCGACCACUGGAAGGCAUAUGUCAAAAUCAACGAGGAGUUUGCAAUGAAGACCAUACACGCCCUUAAGUUGCUGAAGGACAAGAAAGAAAAGGAUAAUGGCCCUCCCAUUGUCUGGGUUCACGAUUACCAUCUCAUGUUGGCCGCCAAUUGGAUCCGACAGCGGGCCGAAGAGGAUGAGAUAAAAUGCAAGCUCGGAUUCUUCCUUCACAUUCCAUUUCCGCCAUGGGACAUAUUUAGAUUGCUUCCAUGGUCUGAUGAAGUGUUGCAAGGCAUUUUAGGUUGCGACAUGGUUGGUUUCCACAUAACAGAUUACUGCUUAAACUUUAUCGACUGUUGCCAAAGAAGCUUAGGUUGCCGUGUUGACCGAAAAAAUCUUCUGGUCGAAUUGGGAGGUCGUACAAUUUGCGUGCGGCCUUUGCCAAUCGGUGUACCAUUCGACAGAUUCGUCUCAUUGGCUCAAAACGCUAAACCAGUACUUAACAUGAGCCAGCAAAUAAUACUAGGAGUUGAUAGGCUAGAUUAUACCAAAGGAUUAGUGCACAAAUUGAAAGCUUUUGAAAGGCUAUUAGAAAAACACCCAGAGCAUAUAGAAAAAGUUGUAUUACUACAGAUCUCAGUUCCGUCAAGAACAGAUGUAAAGGAAUAUCAGGAUUUGAAGGAAGAAGUGGACCAAUUAGUUGGAAGAAUUAAUGGAAGGUUUACGACACCCAACUGGUCUCCAAUUAGGUAUAUUUUCGGCUGCAUUGGUCAAGAACAGCUUGCAUCGUUCUACCGUGACGCUGCUGUGGCUCUGGUUACACCUCUCAGAGAUGGAAUGAAUCUAGUCGCUAAAGAAUUCGUGGCUUGUCAGAUUAACAAGCCUCCUGGAGUACUCAUAGUCUCUCCCUUUGCUGGUGCGAGUGAGAUGAUGCACGAAGCACUUAUAUGCAAUCCAUAUGAACUGGAUGAUUGUGCUGCAGUUAUCCAUAGGGCACUUAUAAUGCCAGAAGACGAGCGCACAGUUCGGAUGAACCAUCUCAGGCGGAGAGAACAACAGAACGACGUGGAUAGCUGGAUGAUGGCAUUCCUCAAAGCCAUGGACUCACUAGAAGAGGAAGCGGAUGACGUCGGUGCCACGUCCAUGCAGCCCGUCACUAUUGAUGACUUCGAUGAAUAUUUGUCCAAAUACAUCGGCUACACGCAGAAGUUGGCUCUUCUACUAGACUACGAUGGAACCCUAGCGCCUAUCGCACCCCACCCCGACCUGGCGACUUUACCACUCGAAACCAAACACACGCUCCAGCGUCUCUCCAACAUGUCCGAUGUCUACAUCGCGAUCAUAUCUGGAAGAAACGUCAACAAUGUUAAGGAAAUGGUGGGCAUAGAAGGCAUCACAUACGCUGGGAACCAUGGCUUGGAGAUCCUACACCCCGACGGCAGUAAAUUCGUGCAUCCCAUGCCUUUGGAACUGCAAGACAAAGUCGUUGAUCUGCUCAAAGCUUUACAAGAACAGGUUUGUAAAGAUGGCGCCUGGGUGGAGAACAAGGGAGCCCUGCUCACGUUCCACUUCCGAGAGACGCCACUAGCGAAACGCGCGGCGUUGGCGGAUGUGGCGAGACAACUGAUCACAGCAGCCGGGUUCGAAGCCGCGCCUGCACACUGCGCUAUCGAAGCCCGUCCGCCCGUUGAGUGGAACAAAGGUCGUGCAUCCAUCUAUAUUCUAAGGACAGCCUUUGGGUUGGACUGGAGCGAACGAAUCCGGAUCAUAUACGCCGGCGAUGACGUCACAGAUGAAGACGCCAUGUUGGCCCUCAAAGGUAUGGCAGCGACGUUCCGUAUCGCUUCAUCAACCAUCACGAAGACAUCAGCCGAAAGACGUCUAUCCUCAACCGAUUCAGUGCUGGCGAUGCUCAAGUGGGUUGAGAGGCAUUUUUCCCGACGUAAACCCCGAGCCAAUUCGUUGACGUACAAAGGAGCUAGAAUUGCCCGGGAUACCCUUCAAAUGCAAAUGUCCUACCACCUGCCCCCCAGGUCUCCGAGACAAACCCCUCCACGCACGCCUGAAGUCAUUUCGAGCGGUUCGGAUUCGAGUUAAACGAAAUGUCAGCUCGAUGGCACUUUUUUUAUGACCUACAUGAUAUUGUGUACAUGGCGAUUUAAUUUAUUCUUAUGGCGAUUAAUCUUUUUCUUGACUUCAGUGUUCUUAGCAAGCGAUUUCAUAUCUCACCAACGGUGGUAGAAUUCGAGCGUCGAUACACAGUAACGUCAGGAUAAAAUGGACCUAAUAGCCUUUAAGUUAAAGUCGAAAACUCAUUAUCAUCGAUUUUAACUUCACAAGUUUUCCGAUUGGAGCGCUAGUUAUAGAUAUAAAUUUAUAGAUGUGUGGUAUGGGCGAACUUGAUCUCUAAACCAAGGCAGUUAAGGUCCACACUGUAGUGUUUCGAGUUGCGACGCUCGAAUUCUAUCGAUGUUGGUGUGAUGUGAAAUUUUAUACUAAACCUUACAAAGCUUGAUUGUAGAUAAAAAACAUUUGUCAUAGGCAUUCAUUAGAACUCAAAUAUUAUUGACGCUUGGCAAAAUAUUAGAUAUUUAGAGCCUUUAUAAAACUGGAAAAAAAGAUUAGCAAUAUAAAUUAAUUUGUGCAAUACAAGUUAUAAGUAUACAAAUCUACUACAAUGCAAAGCUACACUUUAUAUGUAUAAUAGCUAAAUAUAAACGUAUUUUCCUUUUUAAUUACAUUUUAGCAAUUAUUAUUUAAUAUGCUUGUCGAAUCAGCUUAUUCGACUUUCAAUAGAAAUAUUUUGAAAUGUGCUUUUUCAGCCGAUUUGAGGCUUGUAGAUUUUAGUUUACCUACCCAAAUCAAAGAUUAACUUACUAAUACAUUUAAUGAAAGUUAGCUGCAGUAUACUACCACUUUUAUAAGUCGCAUCGACAAAAUUCGACGCCCACUAAAACCGAAUGUAGACCAAUAAAAUACAGAUCUUAUUGCUUGACGUUAAGAUUUAAAACUCAAGAACAAUAGAGACUCGUGCUAUCUUGCUCAUAAUCGCGCGUACAAAAAAAUUGCGCGAAAGGAACACCCAAUAGCGGAUGGACUCGCGCUGUUUGGAUGAAAUAUUUUCGCGCCAUUCAAAACUAAGAUAAUAUGAAAGAUUAAGAUAAAAUUUAGAUUUAUAGCUCAUUCCGGUUCACACAGGCUGCGUAAGCGUAGACGUAGCGCGUACCAUUGAGUUGUAAUGUAGGGAACUGUAUGAAACAUGGCACACCGCUUGCGUAAAGCGUGGACGUUAUGCGUAAUCCAGUGUGUUAGGGGUUUACGCGCGUCACUACGCACGUAUCACGUGUAUUGGUGUGAAUCGACCGUUACCGUGGGACAUCGGUAUAAUAAUUUAUAAAAGUGGUAGUACUGGCGAAACCAAUACUUCAUUUUAGGUUGUUAUUUUAAACGCGUAGGUAUGAAUUUUCCAAAUUAGGAUUUGUUUUAUGUUAAUGUUUAGACCGAUCGCAUAUUAUCAGAAAUCGUCUACUAGAAAACUUUCUGUCACACUCACUCUACGAACAGCAAAAGCAUAAAAUUUUUUCAAAAAAUGUAAUGCACAGAAUGCUUGUCCAGCGUGCGUCAGAAUUUUUUUGAUAGAAAUUUCUGAUCAUAUAUGCUGUCAGACUAAGGAAGUAGGUAUGCUUGAGUAAGACAUACCUAAUUGUCUUGAUGUGAUAGAGUAGUGAUAAUUUUGUUGUAAGUCUCUAUUAUCUCGUAAGUUAUUUUCUAAUAAUUUAUAUUUAUAGUUCACUGGGCUGUGGAAGUGUACUGUAGAUUAUAUUAUAAUAUUAUAGUUUUUCUGGGAAGUAUUUUAGUAUUGAGUUGAAUUUAUAUUUCCGAAAAAUUGGCAGCAAUACAAGCAAAAACUAUUAGUAUCAUAGAUAUAGAAAAACACAAAAAAACACAUAAACAUACAAAUAAUAUGAAGAAAACAACUUUUGAACAACUUUACAUUUCGUAAACAAGCGUUCUUUUUUAACAAUGUUGCUACUUACUAAGUGUUUUUAACCAUUUUCAAUGUUCAGAUCAAAUAAAUAUUCUAUUUUAAUGAUUUUUGCACAAUACAGAAUGUACAAAUGACGGUAUUUGUGUUGCAUAUAAAAGUACAUUACUAAUGUUAGGUAACAUCGACCUAAAAAUUAUUGCUUUACCACCCUUAGAUUGAACGUCAUUAGAACAUUAUAAAACUACAAUAUUUAGUUUCGUUUAUAAGACAUGCAUCAUCAUCAUCAUCAAACCAUCGCCAGUUCACUACUGAAAAUGGGUCUCCUCUCAGAACGAGGUUUUGGCGAUAGUCCACCACGCUGGUCAAGUGCGGAUUGGCAGACUUCACACACCUUCGAGAACAUUAUGGAGAACUCUUAGGCAUGCGCACGUUUUCACAUGAUGUUUUCUUGCUUAAAAUGCUCAUAAUACCGAAAAAGAGGCGUGCCUGGGAUUGAAUCCCCAAUCUACCUAAUUAUUCCUAUUUGGAGUCAAAUUUUCAAAAUGGCGAUAGUGUUGCCACUUGUUUUAGACAUUUUUUGUGGUUUAUGAACAGAGGCAUAGAUUAACCAGAUUAUUAUUUUAAUCAUGCACACUUGUUCAGGAACUAUGCAAAUUUUUGUAGCUAGUAUUUUCUAAUAUUCUAAUUUUUAUUUAUUUAUACUGGCAACACUAAAAGUCCAUAAAGACUAGUCUAGAAAUUAUCAUGUAAUACAUCGUACUGAAUGUCUCGAAUUUCUAAUACUUUACGUAUUUUUAGAUACAUUUUGUUUUUCUAAUGUGUAUUCAAUAAAAUCUACAACAGACGGAAAA
Messenger RNA from Maniola jurtina (meadow brown), 5756 nucleotides. It is a transcript of the gene Tps1, whose product is annotated as alpha,alpha-trehalose-phosphate synthase [UDP-forming]. Gene Ontology annotation, molecular function: catalytic activity. Bases 528 to 3014 code for a protein of 828 amino acids. The record is from RefSeq and is a predicted model, not a curated record. The transcript is spliced from 11 exons. Gene Ontology annotation, cellular component: alpha,alpha-trehalose-phosphate synthase complex (UDP-forming); cytosol. Gene Ontology annotation, biological process: trehalose biosynthetic process. NCBI's taxonomy places the organism in Eukaryota, Metazoa, Arthropoda, Insecta, Lepidoptera, Nymphalidae.